CACCCCGGGGCGCUGGGCAAGUCGGCGGAGAGCAGCGGCGAGCAGAGCGGCGACGAGGAGGACGGCUUCGAGGCCGGGGUGAAGGGCGGCGCGGCCUUCGAGCGGGAGGGCAAGCUGAAGGGGGGAGCCCUGGGCAAGAAGCCCAAGGAGCAGCGCUCGCUGCGCCUCAGCAUCAACGCGCGGGAGCGGCGGAGGAUGCACGACCUGAACGACGCCCUGGACGGGCUGCGCUCCGUCAUCCCCUACGCCCACAGCCCCUCGGUGCGGAAACUCUCCAAAAUCGCCACCCUGCUCCUGGCCAAGAACUACAUCCUCAUGCAGGCGCAGGCCCUGGAGGAGAUGCGGCGGCUGGUGGCUUACCUGAACCAGGGCCAGACGCUGAGCACCCCGCUGCCCGCCACCCUCAACCCCUUCGGACAGUCGGCCGUCUACCCCUUCGGCGGCACGGCCUUGCCCGGCUGCCCCGAGAAAUGCACUGCCUUCACAGGAGCCGCCUCUGCCCUCUGCAAACACUGUAAUGACAAGCCUUGACUUCUGGCUUCUUCGGGCUUUUUCUUUUCUUUUUUUUUCUUUUUUUUUUUCUGUGCACUUUUCUUUCUGCUACCAUCAGCCCUGGCUUCCUACCAUCAGUUAAGUCUGGGU
This is a messenger RNA of Pygoscelis adeliae (Adelie penguin), 642 nucleotides long. It is a transcript of the gene BHLHE23, whose product is annotated as basic helix-loop-helix family, member e23. NCBI's taxonomy places the organism in Eukaryota, Metazoa, Chordata, Aves, Sphenisciformes, Spheniscidae. The record is from RefSeq and is a predicted model, not a curated record. Gene Ontology annotation, molecular function: protein dimerization activity. The annotation marks the transcript as partial. The transcript has a single exon.